GUUGUUUGCUACAAUACAUGUGGUGGUUUAAAUGAAAUAUCUUCUGUAUAUUAAUUCAUUGUAGUAUAAAACAAAUUGUUUCUGGAAGCCUCACUCAAUCUUAAAGAAAUAUUUCUGUUUAUAUCUUGUGAAUUACUUUGAAUCCCAUACGGCUGUCUAUAAUGACUUCCAUAGAAUCUUUAAUUAAAGAAAUUAUACAAAAAAUUCUUAUUGGUUCCGGUGAACCAUUACAUAGUAUAUCUGAUGUUGUUAUUGAUUUAAUUUACAAUUAUAUAAAACAUAAUGUCAAUCAAUUAUUAUUAAAUUUACCAAAAUUCAAGUUACCAAAUUUAAAUGAGUUAUUAAUUCUAUGCCAAAAUCAACCAUUUCGAUUAAUUCGAAUUGUAAAAUAUUUUCGUAUAAUUUGUAAUAAUAAUUCUGUAAUUAUUCAAACAAAUGAAUUCAAUUUGAAUUGUAGUAAUAACAACAAUAAUAAUGAUUUUUUUAAUGAAACCAAUCAUGUUGAUGACAUAACACAACCAGUCGAUAAUGAUCAUCAUGCCGAUGAUGAUGAUCAUCAGGGUACUACUACUACUACAUACGAUCAUUCAAAACUUUUCAAUUCUCUUUUAUUAAACAAAAAUCCAACAUGGAUACGUUUAAACAAUCUAUUUGAUCAAUUGUCAAUACCUUCACCGAUCAAUAAUCAUAACCAUGAUGUUGAUGAUGACGAUGACAAUGAUAAUAAUGGUAAUAAUAGUAAUACUAACAACCAUUUUUGGCAAUUAUUUAAACCAUACUAUCAUCAAAUUCAUUGUAAAUUAGCUAAAGGUCGUUUACUUCGUUUAGCUAGAAUUGAUUCCAAAGUUUCUGGGGAAACAAUGGAUGAAUUUUUGUCAUUUCAUCGUUUACGUCAAUCGGCUAGUUUUUUAAGUUUAACUAAAUCACGUAAUUGUCAGAAAUUUUUAUAUUGGCUUUAUUAUUGUACAUUGAACAAUCAUAAUAAUAAUAAUAAUAAUAAUAAUAAUAAUAAUAAUAAUAAUGAGAAUACAAUGAAACAACCGUUGAAUAAUAAUAAUAAUACUAAUAACAGCAAGGGGACGUUGAAAAGUAAGAAUGAACGACAUUUGAAAAUGCUGAAUAGUAGUAGCAUCAAUCGGCCUACAUUGUCUCCGUCCACAUCAUCAUCAUCGUUGUCGUGCACAAUCGAUUCAACAUUGUCGUUGUCGUUACCGUCCCCCUCAUCCUCCGCCUCCUCAUUGUCAGCAGCGUCAGCAUCAUCAUCACCAUCAGCGUUUGAAGGUCUCUAUAUAUUGGCUUAUUUAUUAGAUGGUGAUAUUUUAGACAUUAUUGAUAUGAUUUUGUUUAAUCGACAAAAAUUAUGCAUUAAUCAAUCAUCACCAAUUACACCGAUUGAAAUUAAACAAGUUUUACACAUGUUUACAACACUACUUUAUCCAAGAUAGUCAGUAGUAAUCUCAUGUACAUAAACAAAUUUUUUGAUUUGAUUCGAUUUAGUUGUAUAUAAAUAGUUGUUCCGGUGUCUUUUUUUUUUUCUGUUACGUUUAUACAAUUUUCAGUUUCCAAAAAAAAGAGACAUGUAGGAUUGCAUUUCAAUUUCAGAUCUAUGCAUAUACUACUAUUAAUAAUAAUAAUAGUAGUGAAAUGUGAUCAAUGAUGCGAAAAUUGAACAUGUACAAUUUUCUUUUUUUAUAAGUUUUGUUUAUUAUUGUGUUUUAUUUUUUUUUUGCGCUUUAUUCAAAUUUUAUUUGAAUUAUUAUUAUUAUUCAAAGAUGUUUUGUUCAUACUGAAAAAUUAUUCACUUUAAAUUAAAUAGCUUAAAAAUAAAUAGUUUUUUUAUUU
Messenger RNA from Schistosoma turkestanicum, 1842 nucleotides. Lineage: Eukaryota; Metazoa; Platyhelminthes; Trematoda; Strigeidida; Schistosomatidae. The record is from the annotation of a GenBank genome assembly.